AUGGAGAUUUUCCUUCCAGCAGUGCUGGGCGAGCUCGCAACAAGAUCCGUGAGUUUCCUCAUCAACAAAUACUCCAAGCUGCCGGUGCAGGCCAUGGAGAUUAACCUGGAGAGGAUUCUACUCCGAGCGCAGGCCAUCAUCGAGGAGGCCGAGGGGCGGCACAUCACAAACCAAGGGAUGCUUCGGCAGCUCAGGAUGCUCAGGGAUGCCAUGUACCAAGGCUUCUACGUGCUCGACACACUCCGAUACAGAGCUUUUCAAGAAGAUGGCGCUGGAGAUAAUAAGGUUCGGAAUUACUCUUGGGCUCUGUCCAAAUUCAGCUCUGCAAAACGUCUCUGUCUAUCUAGCAGCAGCACAAAAGCUUCACAAGAACUUGUAGCUGAAAAUGUCCUUGACAAUUUGAGAACCAUGAUUCUUGAUGCCAGUGGCGUUGUGAGCGCCAUUACGGUGGUGUACGUCUCCUUCGGCACGCUCACCAGUUUCUCCCAUGCUGAGCAUCGCGAGAUCGCCCGCGGCCUUGACCUCGCCGGCAAAAACUUCGUGUGGGUGCUCGGUGGCAGCGAGGACGACCGGUCGGAGUGGAUGCCUGAUGGCUUCGCCGAGCUGACCGGCAACAACGACCGCGGCUUUCUCAUACGAGGGUGGGCGCCGCAGACGCUCAUCCUGAGCCAGCCGGCGCUGGGUGGUUUCGUGACGCACUGCGGGUGGAACUCGGUGCUGGAGGCCGUGAGCGCCGGCGUGCCGAUGGUGACAUGGCCGCGGUACGCCGACCAGUUCUACAACGAGAAGCUCGUUGUGGAAGUGCUCAAAGUGGGCGUCAGCGUCGGCGCCAAGGACUAUGCGUCGUGUAUGGAGACCCACGAGGUGAUCUCCGGCGAGGUGAUCGCUGGAUCCAUCACCAGAUUGAUGGGAGAGAGUUUGGAGAGCGACAGCAUACGGAACAAGGCCGAGGAGCUCUGUGUGAAGGCGAGGACCGCGGUGGAGAAAGGUGGAGGUUCCUACAAUGAUGUUGGGCGGUUGAUGGACGAGUUGAUGGCUGGUCGGAGUGCUGUCAAAGUGGGAGAAGAGAUCAAUGGAUUUUGA
Lolium rigidum is the source of this 1083-nucleotide messenger RNA. Its product is annotated as anthocyanin 3'-O-beta-glucosyltransferase-like. The transcript has 2 exons. Bases 1 to 1083 code for a protein of 360 amino acids. NCBI's taxonomy places the organism in Eukaryota, Viridiplantae, Streptophyta, Magnoliopsida, Poales, Poaceae. Gene Ontology annotation, molecular function: UDP-glycosyltransferase activity. The record is from RefSeq and is a predicted model, not a curated record.